Messenger RNA from Ylistrum balloti, 641 nucleotides. RefSeq lists its product as uncharacterized. Lineage: Eukaryota; Metazoa; Mollusca; Bivalvia; Pectinida; Pectinidae. The transcript has 4 exons. The record is from RefSeq and is a predicted model, not a curated record. The coding region runs from base 76 to 441 and encodes 121 amino acids.
GAAGUUCAGUCGUCUGCGUACCGGUGACAAAGAAGGAAUCUCUGUGACUAAGAAUCUCCCACCUAAUUUAUCAAUAUGCCUGGUGAAAAGGAAACCGCAGUUGAAACCGUAGAAACCCCAGAGGUUGCUGAAAAGAAAGACGAAGAGGCAACAAAGGAACAACCAGAGACCACAACCGAGUCCCAGGAAACGAAAGAGACUGAGAAUGGAGAUGGAGCAGAGGAGAAAGAGGAAUCUGCAGAUUCAACGGAAAACACCAACGAGAAUGCCAAUACAGAAGAAACAAAAGAAGCAGAGGUAGAUGAGAACACGGCAGAGAAGAGGUCUACUGAAGAAGAGUCUGAAGACGCUAGUCCGACCAAGAAAGUCAAAGUUGAUGAAACAACAAAAAUAGAAUCAAAUGACAAUCAAGCACAGCAAGUGGAAGCUGCAUCAGCAUAGAAUUGUGCAAAUCAUUAGAAACAUUCAUUCAUUGUAUAGAUCACUACAUCAUGUCAUGUGACAAAUCUAUUGUAGCAUAGUGAACUCAAUCAUACAAAAGCACUAUGUUUAUUUAAAUUAAGAAUCAGGAGGAGAAAUUGUUUCAGGUGAUUAUUGUUGGUGUUUAUAUUGUAAUAAAUAUCGUCUCUUAUUUUCAUUAA